AUGGCGACCAUCGUUCCCAAAACUGUCCGCGCACAGCUUGAGGACCUGAGAAAAGCCCUUCUGGAGGUCCAGAAACAAAAGGAAGAGCUGGCCGCAGUGAAUGCUGGCCUGGUGGAGGAGAAGGGGAACAUCUUGAAGGCUCUACAGUCAGAAAGAAGAAUGAGAAACAACUUUGAGAAGGACAGGAAACUCAAGGAGUCGGAGAAAGACGAAGAGAUCCGCCUUCUUAAGGAAAGUCUGACCAUAGAAAAAAAUCUCACAGAGGCAGUGAAAAGCCACUGGAGUUCAGAGUUCGAACAGUUCAACGCAUCCAUUACAGAGGAGAACAGGAAGAUGAGACAGGCCUGGCAGGACGAGAUCAAUCUUAUCAAAUUGAAAAAGAAGGAUUCGGUGAUGCAAAAGAAGCUUUUGAUGUCGAAAAACACGGAUUUGAUGUUGCAAAACAAGGAUUUGAUGUCGAAAAAGGAGGUGAUCUCCGAGAGACUGCGGCAGCUGGAGAAAAACAGCAGAGAGAUGGAGGAUGGGUGGCACGUCAAGGAAGAAGAGAUGGAGAUCCUCAGAGGGCACAACACAGACCUCAGCCUCAGCCUCCAGGAACUAGAGAAGAAGAGCAGAGAGAUGGAGGAUGGGUGGAACAUCAAGGAGGCUCAAAGAGAAGAAGAGAUGGAGAUCCUCAGAGGGCACAACACGGACCUCAGCCUCAGCCUCCAGGAACUAGAGAAGAAGAGCAGAGAGAUGGAGGAUGGGUGGAACAUCAAGGAGGCUCGAAGAGAAGAAGAGAUGGAGAUCCUCAGAGGGCACAACACUGACCUCAGCCUCAGCCUCCAGGAACUAGAGAAGAAGAGCAGAGAGAUGGAGGAUGGGUGGAACAUCAAGGAGGCUCAAAAGAAAGAAGAAAGAUGGAGAUCCUCAGAGGGCACAACACGGACCUCAGCCUCAGCCUCCAGGAACUAG
Messenger RNA from Perca fluviatilis (European perch), 954 nucleotides. RefSeq names its product eukaryotic translation initiation factor 3 subunit A-like. The transcript has a single exon. Bases 1 to 954 code for a protein of 317 amino acids. The record is from RefSeq and is a predicted model, not a curated record. NCBI's taxonomy places the organism in Eukaryota, Metazoa, Chordata, Actinopteri, Perciformes, Percidae.